Oncorhynchus keta (chum salmon) is the source of this 3995-nucleotide messenger RNA. Its product is annotated as calcium-independent phospholipase A2-gamma-like. The record is from RefSeq and is a predicted model, not a curated record. Bases 288 to 3149 code for a protein of 953 amino acids. The transcript is spliced from 9 exons. Lineage: Eukaryota; Metazoa; Chordata; Actinopteri; Salmoniformes; Salmonidae. Gene Ontology annotation, biological process: arachidonate metabolic process. Gene Ontology annotation, cellular component: membrane.
CUCAGACCAGCCAAUAGUAUACAGACCCUACAGGAAGGUAGGAUGAGAUUAAGUAUCAAAACAGAAACAGUGUCGGUUCCUUUGAAAGGUUUGCCCUGCAGGACAUCUAAUAAGAAACUGUUUCAGGAUAGAGAUCAAAACAUUAAAGGAAGAAAGCGGAGGAUAACAGGAGAAGAGUUGCCCCAGGGACCAAAUGAUUCUGAUAUCUAAGCCUAAGCCAAUACAGGCCCAGCUCCUAGCCCACUGUUGGUUGUCUUUGUCCCCAGUCAACUACAUCCAAGCUAAAGAUGGGUCGGUUCCUCAACAUAAACCUGUGUGUGAGUCACCUGGGAGGGAGGACGUUAAGACUGUUCUGCAAGCUCAGGUACCUCAUAACUAUCCUUAGAACCUUCCCUCACCUGGCCAAGACACCCCUAGCCUUGGACUUCCAUAGCUGCUCCUCUCCCCUGCCUCCCAGCUUUGCCAGGAAAGGAGCCCCCAAGAGCUUGAGGUUCAAACACAUGAGCUUGACCACUGAGUACCUCCUUGAGGGUGGUACCAGAGGGGUGAGAUACUCCCAGGCGGCCCGUGUCUACUCAACCUCUAGUAGGGAUGUGUUGAAGGCUGAGGCCCCCAUCGGGGUCCUUCAUGAGGACAGCUUUCAGGAGGACAGCCAGACAUCCUUUCAGUUGUGCAUGCUUUGUCUGGGUGAUUCUUUUAAUCGCCUCUCCAGACACAUCAAUAUUUACUUCAAGAGAAAGGAUGUGAUCCAGCUGUCCUCUGUUGCUGGGAAUGUGGGGUUUGUUGUCACAACUCAGGAGAGUCUGGGAAGCAGGCCACAGAGGCGUAGUCAAAGUAACAGGGCAGCCAGGGAGGACAGUGAGACAACAUCACAGCAGCCUUUGGAAAAUGAAAACGAUCUUGAGACGUCAGACAGCCAUAAAGAGACAAGCUCCGCCCCCCAUCGAUAUGGUGGACUGCAGUUAUUUCACAUCAGUUCCAUUGCCUCCAGGUUUGGGGAAAGUUUCAGUUAUGUUGCUCAUCACAUAAACUCAUCACAUGAACACCUAAAGUCAGUGUUCACCAAAGGUUCGGCACAGGACGUCCUAGGUUCGACUCUGGAAGAGUCUCUGGAGGAUCUGGCUUCAAGCAGAGUGUCAACCGGGAGGAUGAGGAGGAGGAAAACACUAAAAAUCAGUUACAUUGAAAGUGUAAAGGAAACUGAAACGGCUAAUUUAAAGACUAGUGCAGCUGUAGCUCAGACCACAGCCAUUCAGAAACCAGCCAUUGAACGUGCUGAUAUCUCCAACAACUGGGAGGGAGAGGCAGACGGCUACCUUCACUUUGCCCAGCACGUCAACAGAUACUUUGGAGCCAAAACCAUUACAGACGAAACUGAACUACCACCACCUCAAACAGAACAUCUGGUUGCGGACCACAUGCCAAACAGCAGGACGUAUCAACAGCAGUGUUCUAAAUCUUCUACCUCCAGACAUGAACAAUCAGCCACAGGGCUAAAGCAGGAAGAUCCACCCAUUCGUCCCAAAUCCCUUUUCCACAUCAGUAACAUCACAACCAGUUUCGGUGAGAACUAUGCAUACAUGGCUAAUUACGUCAACAGCUAUUUCAAAGGCAGCUAUGAUGCCGUGGAGGAGGAGGAGUUAGAAAGAGGUCCCAUCGAGGAAUGCAGGGGAGAAUGGGAGAUGGAGUAUGGAUCCGUUAGGGUCCCGAAACCACAGCCUGCUGUAUCUUUCAUGGAGUGCCUUCUCAAUCCCAGUAGUGCCAUCCCCAGCCUCCUGGGGAGGUAUCUGGGGGGCUCCUGGGCUCAGAGCAACCAGGCCCAUCCUGCCUCUAUGCUCAGUGAGGCCACACUUAGAAGAAUGGUGAUGGGCAGGAGACAGGCAGAGGAGAUGACCCGUGCUUUGGUGUCCAGUCUACAACAGGCCUUCUCUCCUGAGGCCAUCACCGAAGUUGUCGAUGAGCUAAACACACACCUUAUCCGACACCCAGGAUGCAAAGCAGUGGUCUGGCAGGAGAAAGCUGCUGUUCAGCUCUUAAGACAGCGGCGUAGCCAUAGAGAAGACCAGGAACUUCAGUGUGUCAUUAGGGAAACCUUGGCUCUGAUUGGCUAUGUGGAUCCAGUCAAAGGUCGUGGAAUCCGAGUGCUCUCAAUCGAUGGUGGUGGCACAAGAGGGGUGGUGCCACUGCAGGUCCUCAAGCAGCUGGAAGCGGAAACAGGCAAGCAGGUUCACCAGCUGUUUGACUACAUCUGUGGAGUGAGCACAGGGGCAGUGUUGGCCUUCAUGCUUGGCCUGGCCCGUUUCUCUCUAGAGGAGUGUGCAGAUAUGUACCGUCGUUUUGGCUCGGAUGUGUUCCGUCAGAACCCCUUGGUGGGCACAGUGAAGAUGGGCUGGAGUCACUCCUACUACAGCACCGAGACCUGGGAGAUGAUACUGAGAGAGAAGAUGGGCGACCAAGUUCUGAUUAAAACAGCCAGGGAUGAGUUGAGCCCCAAGGUGUCAGCGGUGAGCGCCGUGGUGAACUGGGGGACCAGUCCCAAAGCCUUUAUCUUCAGGAACUACAAUCACAGCCCAGGCCGUCUCAGCCGCUACGCAGGGGGGUCUGGGUACCAGAUGUGGCAGGCGGUGAGAGCGUCGUCCGCUGCCCCGGGAUACUUCCAGGAAUUCCCCUUACACAGUGACAUCCAUCAGGAUGGUGGCCUCAUUCUAAACAACCCUUGUGCCCUCGCCGUCCACGAGAGCCGUCUCCUGUGGCCCAACCAGCCUUACCAGUGUGUCCUGUCGCUCGGCACCGGUCGCUAUGACAAUGCUAAGCGGAGCCCGGGCACCUCCACCAGCCUGCGUGCCAAGAUCAACCACCUGAUCUGCAGUGCCACCGACACCGAGGGGGUCCACACCCUCCUGGACGACUUGUUGGCCCCAAACGUCUACUUUAGGUUCAACCCCAUGCUGAGUGCCGAGGUAUCCCUGGAUGAGAGCAGCGUCAGGGCCAUGGAGCAGCUGCAGGCUGACACCCAGGUCUACCUGGACAGGAACAAGCCCAAGAUGGCCAGGCUGUGUAAGGUGCUGGGGCAGGAGCGCACUGCGCUGAGCCACACCAAGGACUGGGUCAGUGAGAGAGCCUGGGAGGUGCAGCAGAGCUGGGUUUGAGGGUCCUAGGUCACAGGUCACAGGUUAGGUUUUAUUACUCAGUGCCUGUAGUUUUACCCUGUUUUUAUUUUUAAAACGUUUUAGCAAACUCUUCCUUCCUCCCAAAUGCUCACAUACACCUUUCUGUUUAAAUGACUGUGUAAGUACGUGUUUCUAUAUAUGAACACCAAAAUGAGGAAAUGCAUAGUUGGAGCUCUGUUACUCCAUGCAAAGGGCUCUGUCUGUCAUGCAUUUAUGGAUGCAAAAUCAAAACUGCAUAGUCAUUUAUAUAUAUAUUCAGUACUGUAUAUGUAUUGGUAUGAAUGAGGAUGCACUUAAGUGUAUUUGCACUUUCAGACCUGGGUUCUAAUACUAUUUAGGGUAUUUCAAUUACUUUUAAAGACAUGUGGAAGUAAGUAUUUCAUUUUUUGUAAAAACUAAUUUAAGACAAGUAGUUGAAUAUUGGAAUUUAUUUGGAAAUACACUUGGAAAGUAUUUGAAAAUACUCCCAUUCAUUUACCUGAGGUAUUUGAAAAUACUUUAAAGCAGAAGGAUAUUUAUAUGGAAUAAUUUGAAAAAUAAUUCCAAUAGAAGUAGUUGAUUCCGGCCACGUUAUUUGAAAAUACUAAAAUGCACAGAAAAUAAGUAUUUAAAUCACAUGUAUUUGAACCCAGGUCUAGCACUGACCGUAUAUUGAAGAUGUAUGCACUGAGGGAAUUCGUGUAGCUGCUAGUGAUAUGUGUUAUCUCAUAUUAUUACAAAACAUUUGUUAAUGUUAAACCUAUUUAUAUAUUUUUAAAAACACAUUAUUAUUGAAAAAUGAUAUGCUGUGUUUUGUAAGAUGCCUCUUAAAAGCUCUGAAGUGUA